Molecule: messenger RNA, 953 nt
Organism: Cokeromyces recurvatus
Lineage: Eukaryota; Fungi; Mucoromycota; Mucoromycetes; Mucorales; Mucoraceae
Product: PapD-like protein
Exons: 5
Coding region: 90-809 (239 amino acids)
Biological process (GO): endoplasmic reticulum membrane organization
Cellular component (GO): plasma membrane; endoplasmic reticulum membrane
Molecular function (GO): FFAT motif binding
Source: RefSeq, a predicted model, not a curated record
CUUUUUAUUUUUUUUAAAAAAAAAAUUUCAUUUUUUUUUGUUUUUUUCUGUGAAAAAAAAAACAAGUUGAUCUUCAAAACAUUUAAGAAAUGUCUAUUCAGUUAGAUCUUGAUGAUGUUAUUACCUUUGAACGUCCUUUAACACGUGUUGUGAAGCAGAAUAUUAAUAUUAGGAACCCUCAUUCUCAACCUAUUACUUUUAAAGUUAAAACAACAGCUCCUAAAUUAUAUUGUGUUCGUCCAAAUGCAGACAUUAUUCAGCCUAAUCAGUCUAUUACCGUCCAAGUCAUGCUUCAAGCAUUUAAAGAAGAACCUCCUUUGGACGUUAAAUGUAGGGACAAGUUUUUAAUUUUGAGUGCUUUUAUUCCAAAGGAAUUCAAUAAUGCCAGGUUACAAGAAAUAUGGUCCCAUCUUGAAGCAAAUGAAAAACAAAACAUUUAUCAACAUAAGUUACGUUGUAGUUAUACUCAACCUGCUUCUCAAGAAUCACCAAAUCCUCCUGCUGAAGCACCUAUUCAAAUAAUUGAUACUGAAGAGAUCACUGAGGAUGAACCUGUUACUAUGUCUAAUACUCCAAAUGACAACAUAAUUGAAAAUAAUGAUGAACAAUCUUCUCAAGUGACUGAAAAGAUGCGCCAGAUGGAAGAGGAAUUAAAUAAGUAUAAAAAAGAGAUAGAGAAUAUGCGUAAGGUAGAACCUGUUGUUGUUGAGAAGGUUCAAGUUAAGACAACAGGGUAUCCUUUAAGUGUACUCAUUUUAGUUUCACUACUAAUCGCUGCAAUUGCUUACUUUAUUAAAACAAAAGAAUAAGCCCUUCCACGAAAAAAAAGAGCUGUUUGAGGAUUAUUGAGUUUAUACUUGAUUAAUAUAUAUUUAUAUAUGUAUGUAUGUAAUGUAAAAGGAAAAAAAUAAACAGCUAUUUUUAUGUAGAAGUAAAAUACAUACUGUAACUUA